AUGAUGAAGGACGCGUCGGGGCGAAGUAUCCGCCCUUUCGACCUUGUCGCGUUCAAGUCCACAGGCGGCGGCGCUCAUGGCGACCGCGGUGGGGUGCUGAACGAAAGGCCCGGCGAGGGCAACACGCUUGCCGUGCUGUGUGUCGACGGCGGCAAGGUCGAUGGAGUAAAGCCCAGCGAGAUCACUGUCGUCGACCGGAGUUACCUUUACCCAGGCAUCGUCGUCGCCUCGGCAUCGGACACCGGCGGCCAGCUCGGGGUCGUCACAGGCGUCGACCGAGCGCUGGACCUGGUCCGGCUGGACGGCGAGAACAAUGCAGCGGCGCCGGUCGCUGGAGGCGUGUCCCCCGGCGAGCUGCGGCGCGUCAGAGUGCUCAACCUCGGCGACUACGUCGUGUCCGGCCCCUGGCUCGGCCGGGUCGUCGAAGUGUCCCUCGACGUCGACGUGGCGUUCGACGACGGCGCCGUCUGCAGGGUCGCAGACGCGUGCCGCAAACUGAGCUCCUUGCGCGGCGGGGACGGCCUGAGCCGCCUCAGGAACAGUGCUUUCUACCCAGGGCAGCUCGUCGUCGGCCACCGGUCUGUUUUCAGGGCAUCGCCGUGGCUCAAGGGCUACUGGAAGCCCAGCCGUGAGAGGGGCACCGUAGCCAAGGUGGAGAUGGCCGGCGUGCUCGUCUACUGGAUCGCCUCGUCUAGUACUACUACUGACAUCGAGGCGUCGGCACUUCCAGCGUACCAGAGAAACCCUCAGAGUCUGACCUUCUUCUGCUCCCCACCCAGCUGCUACUGGACCAUCGGCGACCGCUGCUUCUUUCGCACCCCCGGCGGCCACCGCGCGCCGCCGGCAGAUGACAAGGAACAACUGACAAAGUCGAACCGGAGCCGGCCUGGGCGGAUGGCGAUGAAGCGGGUCCGACGAGGAGUGGACCGAAGCCACGCGCACACGGAGUUCGAGCGGCCGAUGUCCGUCGCCAGCACCCGCACGACGGCCGACGUGCUGUGGCAGGACGGGACGCGGCAGCGUGGCGUGGCGUCGGAGUCCCUGCUCCCCUUCGUGACACGGAACGUGCACGAUUUCCUCCCGGGGCAGCACGUUGUUCGAGCCCGCGGCGGUGACGGUUCUGCCGCCGCCGGUGUCGUUAGGGGCCUCAGCUGCAGGGACCGGACCGUGAGCGUGUUGUGGCUGAAGCAGGCGGCGGCGAUGCCCAACUCCGGCGACGAGAUCUUGAGCGCGUACGAUCUAGCCAUCGAUGGCAACUUUAAUGUUUUCUACGGGAACGUUGUCGUUCGGCUACCACAUGGUGACAGUAGUCGGGGAAGCAGCAUGCACGAAGCUGUCGUGCCGCCGGCUCAGAGCAACGACGACCUUUCAUGGGUCGGACAUGUCUCCGAUCUUUGUGAGGAUGGCCACGUCCUAGUCAAGUGGGGUAAUGACAAAACGACAAAGGUGUUGCCUCAUGAGAUAGCUGUUAUCAAACUACGAAUGGUUAGUGAGAUGCUACGAGAGAUGGGGGAUUGGGUGCACGAUGACGGGGGCAUCGACGAUGCUGACAAUGCACAGGAGGAAACGACGGCCUCUCAAGCGCCCGGCGCCGCCGCUCAUGAACAAAAUCAAGGUGCUGACGACGACGAUACUGACACCGAAGAUGGCAUGCUUGUUGCAGCUUGGGCAACGGGUCCGUUACUUCUUCUGCAACGGGUCCGGGAAGUCAUCCAAAUAGCCAGCCAAGUGCUUGCUCGCUGUAAGAAGUAUAUAGUGAGUGAGCCGGCACAAAGAUCCGCGCCUUUUUCGGAUGGCAAUGGCGAUGAGGUCGGUGGUGGUGGUGCGGCGGCGGCAUCGACGAGUGAGAAUGCGGGUGGUGAUAGCGACGGCUCUGCUAGGCAAGGGGUGGUUGAUGAUUCUUUUCGUUUCCAACAGUUUGAAGUCAUGCUGCAGAGCCCUCCGGAUCACCAUUACCUCGACAACACAAAGCAGGGUAUCGGCGGAGGAAAGAAGUGGAUAAAGAGAGUGCACAAGGAAUGGAACAUUCUAGAGAACAGCUUACCUGCAUACACCGUGUACGUGCGGGCGUACGAGGACCGCAUGGACCUGCUCCGGGUGGUGAUGGUGGGGGCGAGCGGGACGCCGUACCACGACGGCCUCUUCUUCUUCGACCUGCAGCUCCCGCCGACGUUCCCCGCCGCGCCGCCGUCGGUGAACUACCGGUCGUUCGGCCUCCGCGUGAACCCCAACCUGUACCCCUCCGGCACCGUGUGCCUGAGCCUGCUCAGCACAUUCGGCGGCCAAGGAGCCGAGCUCUGGUCCCCGGAGGCUUCCAGCGUCCUCCAGAUCGUCGUCUCCAUCCAGGGCCUCGUGCUCAACGCCCAGCCGUACUACAACGAGGCCGGCUACGAGGCCCAGGUCGGCACGCCGGAGGGUCGCCGCAACGAGCUCCCGUACAGCGAGAACACCUACCUGCUCAACCUGCAGACCAUGAUCCACCUCCUGCGCCGGCCGCCGGCGGGCUUCGAGGAUUUCGUCAGGAACCACUUCCUCCACCGCGGCCGCCACGUCCUGCUCGCGUGCAAGGCGUACCUAGAGGGCCGCGUCGUGGGCACGCUCGGCGGCGAGGCGCGCGCCGCAGAUCAGGGGAGGAGCUCGGCGGGGUUCAGGCUCGCUCUCGCCAGCGUGGUGCCCCGACUUGUGGAGGCGUUCGCCGCGAUCGGCGCCCAUGGAUGCGACGAGUUCGACCGGCUAUAA
This is a messenger RNA of Panicum virgatum (switchgrass), 2739 nucleotides long. RefSeq names its product probable ubiquitin-conjugating enzyme E2 23. The transcript has 4 exons. Bases 1 to 2739 code for a protein of 912 amino acids. The record is from RefSeq and is a predicted model, not a curated record. Lineage: Eukaryota; Viridiplantae; Streptophyta; Magnoliopsida; Poales; Poaceae.